Anguilla anguilla (European eel) is the source of this 3593-nucleotide messenger RNA. RefSeq names its product integrator complex subunit 9 (gene ints9). The transcript has 15 exons. Bases 1118 to 3112 code for a protein of 664 amino acids. The record is from RefSeq and is a predicted model, not a curated record. Gene Ontology annotation, cellular component: integrator complex. Lineage: Eukaryota; Metazoa; Chordata; Actinopteri; Anguilliformes; Anguillidae. Gene Ontology annotation, biological process: snRNA processing.
UAUUGUUUAUCGGGCCACCCAACCCUUCCCUGCAAUGUGCUGAAGUUCAAAUCCACCACCAUCAUGCUGGACUGUGGGCUUGACAUGACCUCGGCUUUGAAUUUCUUGCCGCUUUCUUUAGUGCACAGGUAGGGAGUGUGCCACACAGCACGACAGGUCAUAUUGCUUUACACAUUGUUCAGCCGUCUCAGCUAUUCUUGUUUUACAAAUGUUCUUUAUAUGUUUUAGUAGUGCCAUACUGACUCUCUUUUCCAGACUGAUGGAAUUUAUACUGAACUAUAACAACUGAUUUCAAAGCAAAUUAACUUCAGUCAUAAUGCCAUGCAUUCUUUUGUUACGGUCUAUAUUCCUAGGCCAGUGUGCACGUGACUGAUGCCCUCCAGCUUCAUUAUUAUUAUUGUUAGGAUUAAUAAUUAUUAUAAAAAAUCCCAUAUAUCCAUAUUAGUGGUCCCGUAUGGCUAUCUUGGUUUGCUUGUGUAAUGUGUGUGUGUCACUUUAAAAAUGUAUUUGUGCUCUGGAGCUUCACCCUGGAAACAGUAACCGGGGGUGAUGCUGGUUGCACAAGAGGCGGGGAUUCCUCACGGCGUGAAAAAAGGAGAUGAAGCGAGGACCAAACCGGGAGACAAACAGAGUCUGAGCCUUUGAAACCAGAACACAAGUUACUCAAGACCAAGAGCGCUGAGACACCGCAAAGCGGAGUAACCGAGCGAUUAUUUCCACACACGCACACACCCACACAAAAAGAGUGUUUUUACCGAGAUAGCUGCGGAGCUUUAUGAAAAUAAUCAAACUUGGACAUUACAACGACGAUGGCUUGGGCUCUCCCCUGCGGACGCCGAAGCAAUAGAACUCCACGCCCAGCACCCCGCUUGCCGUCCUGGCGAUAAGGAACUGCUCAUUGCGCAUCCAGCCAAGAUAGCCAUUAUUGGUAUAAGUGACUGGUCACUGUGAUGUUCACAGCAACUACGGGUGAUGCAGAGAAGUUUAUUAUCAACCCUAGACUGAUAUCAAUGAGCAGGAACCAUUUUCGGUAAACUGCGUGUUUAUUUACAUUAUUUAUUUUUCCUCUGUCCUCCAUAGCUGCGUGUGGAACACUCUGGUGUUAGUAAUCUCAUGGAUGGCAAAUAAUAAUUUGGCCAGCAUCUGUAGCAGAAUUAACAUACGAAUGGUACCUGCUGAACACAGACAUGCAAGAGAGUACAUAAUUCCUUCAUUAGUAGCUCAAGUAUCAAGGAAUUUAGGUAUAUACAUUUUUCACUGUUCUGUUUGCAGUCCAAGAUUAUCAAAACUCCCAGGAUGGGUGUCCAAAGAUGGCACUGUUAACUUGGAAAAAGAGCUGAAGGAAUGUGCAGGCCGGCUGUUUGUGGAUUCUUUGCCCGAAUUCUGUCUUCCAGAGAGAGAACUGCUGGAUUUAUCCACCAUCGAUGUCAUCCUUAUCUCCAAUUACCACUGUAUGAUGGCACUGCCCUACAUCACAGAACACACAGGCUUCACUGGGACCAUCUAUGCCACAGAACCCACACUGCAGAUUGGCAGGCUGUUGAUGGAGGAGUUGGUGAACUUCAUGGAAAGGGUUCCUAAGGCACAAACUACCACCUGCUGGAAGAAUAAGGACAUUCAAAGGCUUCUCCCAGGCCCCUUGAAGGAGGUUGUGGAUGUGUGGACUUGGAAGAAGUGCUACAGCUUGCAGGAGGUCAACUCUGCUCUCAGCAAGGUCCAGCUAGUGGGCUAUUCUCAGAAAGUGGAACUUUUUGGUGCGGUGCAGGUGACACCCUUGAGUUCUGGAUACUCAUUGGGCAGCUCAAACUGGAUCAUCCAGUCGCAUUAUGAGAAGGUGUCGUACGUGUCUGGUUCUUCGCUCCUCACGACACAUCCUCAGCCCAUGGACCAGAGCUCGUUGAAGAACAGUGACGUCCUCAUCCUGACGGGCCUGACACAGAUUCCCACUGCCAACCCAGACGGCAUGCUGGGAGAGUUCUGCAGUAACCUGGCCAUGACGAUCCGUGCUGGGGGCAAUGUGCUGGUGCCCUGCUAUUCCUCAGGGGUGAUCUAUGACCUGCUGGAGUGUUUGCACCAAUUCAUUGACUCUGCCAACCUGGGCACAACACCCUUCUACUUCAUCUCGCCUGUUGCCAACAGCUCCCUGGAGUUCUCACAGAUCUUUGCAGAGUGGCUUUGCCAGAAUAAGCAGUCCAAGGUCUACCUCCCUGAGCCACCCUUUCCCCACGCAGAGCUGAUCCAAACCAACAAAUUGAAGCACUACCCCAGUAUCAAUGGCGAUUUCAGCAAUGACUUCCGUCAGCCCUGUGUGGUGUUCACUGGCCACCCCUCCCUGCGGUUUGGGGAUGUGGUGCACUUCAUGGAGCUGUGGGGCAAGUCCAGUCUCAACACCAUCAUCUUUACCGAGCCGGACUUCUCCUAUCUGGAUGCCCUGGCUGCCUACCAGCCCUUGGCCAUGAAGUGUGUGUACUGCCCCAUAGACACCCGGCUCAAUUUCCACCAGGUCUCUAAACUUCUUAAAGAAGUUCAGCCACUGCAUGUGGUGUGUCCAGAGCAGUACACACAGCCCCCCCUAUCUCAGGGUCACCGCUCAGACCUGAUGCUGGAGCUGCAGCCGCCUCCUGUGCCUUACCGCCGCUGCGCUGUCCUGGGACUGCCCUUCCGCCGCCGCUAUGAGCGCAUUCAGCUGCUGCCCGAGCUUGCCAAAUCUCUGGUCCCCUCCGAGGUCAAACCUGGCAUAUCUGUGGCAACAGUCUCCGCAGUCCUGCAGUCGAAGGACAACAAGCACAUGUUGCAGCCUGCCCCCAAGCCCGCCACUGCCCCACCCAGUAAGAAGCGCAAACGUAUGGUGGAGGAGCCCCCUGAGGUACUGACCCCAAAACCACUACUGAGUGGAGCUGUGCCAUUGGAGCUCUUCCUGGCUACACUGAGCAAGCAUGGCAUCACAGAGGUGAAGGUGGAGGACACGGCAGAUGGACACAUCUUGCACCUGCAGGCAGAGGACACACUGAUCCAGCUGGAGGAGGAUGGGACACACAUUGUUUGUGACAACAAUGAGUCACUGCGCACUGUCCUGAGGGACCUGGUGCUGCACUUCUUGCAGAAACUGUGAGCUCCAAAACCUUCCCAACCACUCUGGCAACUGCAUAAGACAUACACUUAGGCCCCAUAAAACCUCCACCCCUAAAUUAAGUACCAUAAAUUUUACCAUCUAGUUCCCCCUCUUUUCACCAGAUUACAGUGCUGUGAACUCCAGCCCUUAAUAACUGCUGGAUACUUCCAUAAUCACUUUGACUAGGGAGCUAUAAACUCUGAAGUAGAGCUGUGGCUGACAAUUUCACAUCUCUCCCAGCCACUCCAGAGGCUUUCACAGAUAUGCCAAUGCUGGUCAGACAGGUACAGCAAGGGUGACACGCGACCAUCACAAAGCCAGCCCGGCUGGUGGGCAUACUUUUGAGGGUUUAAUGCAUAUUCGGUGACUACGUUUUUGUGUUUUUGCUUUUAAAGUUUAUUCAGAAAAAGGGUCAUUACUAUUAAAAUUUUAUAUGGUAUUAGUGCUGAGAUCUGAAAAUAAAGGUUCCAGAGAAAAGCUA